Eruca vesicaria subsp. sativa (arugula) is the source of this 420-nucleotide messenger RNA. The record is from the annotation of a GenBank genome assembly. Lineage: Eukaryota; Viridiplantae; Streptophyta; Magnoliopsida; Brassicales; Brassicaceae.
ACCAAACACUAUCUUCGCCUCUCUCCGUAUAGCUUGUGGAACAUUGUGUGGACUCUCUGCAUCUACACAGGCAUAUGCAAGCACGAAGGGUCUUGGUUUGUUUUCUCGGGGAGCAAGAAGGCCUGGGAAGUUUUCACGAAGGCAUCAGACGCUGAUCUGAUCGCUGAGCAGGAGAUUUGGGCGGCCGUUGAUCCUUACGCGAAGAAAGAAGCAUUUAACUGCAGCAACACUGAUUUUGGGAUCCAGGAGUAUGGAUUCGAGGAAGGGACGAAUGUGGGGAUGAUGAAAGAGAAAAAGAGGGUUUGGGAGGCGAUGAUGAAGGAGAAUCAAGCCGUGUUCGGUGCGGGGACGCUGUGUUCGCUUCCGGCGACCAUAAAUCGUUCAUCAAAUUGGGCAAAACCAAAGAUUGAGGAUAAUUAA